This is a messenger RNA of Penicillium angulare, 1842 nucleotides long. Its product is annotated as IucC family-domain-containing protein. Lineage: Eukaryota; Fungi; Ascomycota; Eurotiomycetes; Eurotiales; Aspergillaceae. The record is from RefSeq and is a predicted model, not a curated record. Gene Ontology annotation, biological process: siderophore biosynthetic process. The transcript is spliced from 5 exons. Bases 1 to 1842 code for a protein of 613 amino acids.
AUGUCGGCAAUCAUUGGAGAACCCCUGGCUUCGGCCAGCGAAAACAUAGUGCCAGCAUCAAUUGCGCACGACGUUAAGGCAGCACAAUGUUUAGACACGCUCAGCACAACCGCAGCCCUUGGAACCUCCAUGUUGACCAUUAGGCGACGAGCGCACUUCGAGACAUCCAAGCGGGUGAUUGCUGCUGCAGUUAACGAGCGUCUGGCCAUCGGAACUCUUGACACAUCUGCAGGCCACACUUUGUUGUUGCGUGCACCUAACCCCGAAGCCAUAACUGGGGAUAAUGACACUUGGAUUAAGUGUGGUAUCAGUGCUGACGCCUACGUUGAAAAGGACGGCUCCAGAUUGAUUGGAUUUUUGCGGGCUGAAGACCUACUCCAACCCGUUCUAACCGGAAGCACAACGAGCGAGGCACAUGAGGAGCUCGACCCGACAGUGUUGGCCCGUAUCAUUUGCCGUUGGCGACCUGACCUGGUGCAAAGUGACGGCGGAGAAAAACUCAUUAAUGAAUUGCAGAAUGCUACUAACAAUCAGGUUAAAUGGCUGGAAAUUGCCACCACUCAACCAAGACUGAAUCUGCUGUCUCCACUUCCUGAUUGGGAGCAAUCAGUCGUAACUGGGCAUCCCACUCAUCCGCUUCACAAAACAUGCUUUUCUCAAGCCCCACUGAAGCCCAUUGUGCCUGAUGACAUCCCAGAACUUUUAUCACCUGAAUUGACGUUCCUCUCCGUCCCAAGGUCGGAAUUAAAAGUCACUGGAGCCUUUGAGCAGCUUAUAGAGCCGCUUCUAAAAUCGGUUGGGGUUCCAACAGAGCCCGAGCAGCUUGAUCAUGUUAUUGUACCGUGCUUCACUCGCCAGCUGCCAAGCAUCAUGCCCUUGUACCCUCAAGCGCGUCGCAUUAAAAGUGUCCCAGACGCCUGUCGAGCACAGAUAUCAAUGCGCAGUGUAUCAUUCAAACCUCACGUUGCCUUUCCUCAUCAUUUAAAGAUGUCGCUAUAUGUUCAAAUUACUUCUGGUUUGAGGAACGUCAAACCCUCGGGCGCAAUUCUGGGUCCUACGAUUCUCAAACUACUACCAAACCUGCUUCCACCAGACCUCAAUCUAUGGUGGUUCCCAGAGCCUGCAUCCGUCACAGGUGGGCAGGAUGACUUCCUAGACGCGAGCCAAAUAACAUGCCUUAUCCGAAAGCUCCCAGAGCAGCUGGCCGAAAACCCUGAUGAAGUACUUAUCCCCGGUGCUGGGAUAAUGCAGAAGCCUUGGAACGAGGAUCAAUCAUACAUGGAGAUCGUAUUUGGUCUUGAUGAUUUAAAGAAAAAGCAAGAUUGGUUUAGAAAGUACUGUGUGCUAUUGUUCUCCUCUAUUCUGCCUCCCUUGGUUCAAUACGGACUUGGAUUCGAAAGUCACCUUCAAAACGUCGCCAUCCGUGUCAAUGUUAAAACAAACGAGGUAACAGGUUUUGCUAUCCGAGAUUUCGAAGGAACUAGGAUCCAUUACCCUACAUUCCUCCGAUCUGGAUAUGACCUUAGUGAGCUCCCUCCAGGUUCGCCCAAUCUUGCCGAUGACCUCCGUUCCCCUUGGAAUAAGGUGCAUCAUUCUCUCAUUCAGGAUCAUGUGGGCCCUAUCUUGCACAUAUUAGGAAUCGAGUCUCAUGGGGGUUGGACGAUUGUUCGUGAAGAGCUGGAAAGAGCGCUGAACCCCUCUGAAGACCCCGAGGGCAAAGCUUUGUAUGAUUUCCUUGCGAAAGAAACAAUGCCCAUCCCGGGUUUCAUGGGGAUGCGGAUGAUUGGGCGUUAUAUUGAGAGUCACGAGGUAGAGAUGCCAAAUUUUGUUCUCCGGGCAUGA